GUGUAGUUUCUCAACAAAUUGUUGUGAAUGUUGUAAACGGAUGUCAUUUAUUUGUGGCCCAAUUGGCCAUCACUUGUGUCCACCGAUUCACUCGACAAUCAGUUCACCACUACUUCACCACUAAUUCACUAUUAGUUAGUGUUUCGCCAUUUGUUGAGAAGUUAUUUCAAGUCUUCAUGUGAACCACAAAUCCCUUCAAAUGAGUGACAAUCACAACACUAAGUCCAAAGACGGCAAGAAGAACAAGAAGAAUAAGUUGCAGGAUGUGCUGCCGAACCCGUUCUUUGGCACCAAAUCCAAGAACAAGAAUCAAAACAACAAUCAAAACCACGGAUCCGAUGGCCAUUACAAUCCCAACCAUUUGGUGCCGACCUCG
This is a messenger RNA of Oppiella nova, 376 nucleotides long. The record is from the annotation of a GenBank genome assembly. NCBI's taxonomy places the organism in Eukaryota, Metazoa, Arthropoda, Arachnida, Sarcoptiformes, Oppiidae.